Molecule: messenger RNA, 4348 nt
Organism: Poecilia reticulata (guppy)
Lineage: Eukaryota; Metazoa; Chordata; Actinopteri; Cyprinodontiformes; Poeciliidae
Product: phosphatidate phosphatase LPIN3
Biological process (GO): triglyceride biosynthetic process; positive regulation of transcription by RNA polymerase II; cellular response to insulin stimulus
Cellular component (GO): nucleus
Molecular function (GO): phosphatidate phosphatase activity; transcription coactivator activity
Source: RefSeq, a predicted model, not a curated record
UAGAGCGUUGUCGUCUCUUAUGAUCCAGUUUAGCUCAGCUCUGCGGACUUUCAGAACUUUGUCUCUAAGGUGUCCGACCUGCCAGUAUGUAGGCCGACAUUCACAGAGACACGCUGAGCGUCAUCAGCUUUGUGAGGCAGUGGAGCAGAAUGAGAAACAUGGUUCUGAGGAUCCUCAGAUGAACAUGGUGGCAACAUUACCUGAGACAGUUUGUGAGUUCAUAACGUGGAAAAGCUGAUGGCGGAGAGGCGGUCAGGGCAACCUGGCUGGAUUGGGAGGGAACAUCUGCAUCCUUCUCUCUGGUCACAGACCAUGAACAUUGUGGGCCAGCUAGCAGAGACCGUGUAUGUCACGGUGAAGGAGCUGUACCGCGGCCUGAACCCGGCCACCCUGACCGGAGGGAUCGAUGUCAUCGUGGUGCGGCAGCCUGACGGAUCUUACCAAUGUUCGCCGUUUCACGUCCGCUUCGGGAAGCUCGGCGUGUUGCGCUCCAAAGAGAAAAUUGUCGACAUCGAGGUAAACGGAGAAUCGGUCAGCCUGCAUAUGAAGCUCGGAGAUAAUGGCGAGGCUUUCUUUGUGGAAGAAGAAGAAAACAUGGAGGUCCCAGCCCAUCUGUGCACCUCCCCUAUUCCUCUGGAGGUCCCCGAGGAGACGGAUGUGAUCGCUGAGGGGUCCGUAGCCCGCAAGAAGAAGCGGCGGCGGAGGCACGUGCGUUAUGAUACUCAGCAGAGGGACGAAACCAACUCCUCGUCAGAAGAAAGAGACAAAGAGGAGCAGAGCACGAAAGACUCUGACGCUGCUCAGCGGGACAGUCCUUCAUCUAAACUACCUCUGUUCAGUAAAUCGGUGUACUACUCGAUGUCUGAGGAGCCAGCUGAAGAACUGGGGGCCACACAGGACAGAGACACUCAUCCAUGUUCAGACGAAGAGCUCCCAGAGAAUGUUUUCUUGAGUCGGCCGGAUUCUCUUAAAAUCGACUCUGAGCUUCUGGACGAAGCCCCGGAUUUGCCUGAGCCCCAAAUGCAGUGGAACUGGGGAGGAUUUCCCACGGUGAAACACACCAACACAGACAGAGCAGCGCAUUUAUGCCAUACCUGUGCUGUGGUUGGAGUUCAACCCGCUGACACCCGGUUGUCCUGUUUUUCGCAGCCCUGUGACCCAGAGAAUGCGCCAGGAGAGCUGACGGCCACGUCUCACUUCUUCCCCAUUGAGAGACAGGACUCCUUUGACCUUGGCGACGAGGUCACACCUUCCGAGGUGAUCGGCUGCGUGAAGCCACAGCCGACGGCGGGCUCAGUGUGUUUAAACAGCAGCGCUAAGCAAGCCCGCUCUUCAUCUUUGAAGAUCUUUGAUGACGAAUAUUCCUCCCACGACAUCUUCAUGUCGUGCGUUUCUUCCACUGAAGUAGAUUCUGAAUUUACGGUGGAAGAGAAGGAGGAAAAAGAGUCAUCUUCUGAGAAUAUUGCCAUUUGUUUCAACAAAAGCGAAGAAGGCGCUGAAAAAGUCAGUUCUGUAGCUGAAGGAGUUUCUGAAAAUGGAACUUUGAGCAAAACAGAAGAGCUGACAAAAAAGAUGGCAGAAUGCACACUCCAAGAAUCAGGCCAGGAUAGUGGAGGACCAAAAGACCCGCAGCAAGAAAGUGUCUCAUCUGAGCAGAGAAAAUCGGAUUCUGCUCCUGACGGAGGAUUAGUGCCCAGCGCCGGUGGAGAAGAUGACAACACCACACUCAGAGCGACCGAUGAGUCACCCGAAAGCUCAGCCACAGCGACGACUGCAGCACAAGCUGCCGACGCGGACACCGGGAGUGACGUGGCGAAAUCCUCCGAAGCAUCCUCCAAACUGGAGGAACAGGACGAGAAAAAAAGUAAACGGAUUCAUCCUGGAGGCUCGUCGGAUAUUUACCUGGAGGACCUGAACACUCUGGACCCGGAGGUGGCGGAGCUUUAUUUCCCCAAAAUGGAGGCAGAGGGAGCGUUAACUCAGUUUGCUGAACAGGGCUUAGGUAGCCAUUCGCCUCAGUUAGUGGACAUUGGAGCAGUGGACAGUGGCUCAGACUACCUGUCUGAUUCUUACGUCAUGGACGUCAGCAUGUCUCUUUGUGGGAAAGUAGGAGACACCAGCCAGAUUACCAAAGAAACGUUCACAGAGCACCUUGUGACAUAUCAGGAUUUUGUCAACAACCCAGGAAUCAUUGAGGAUCCAAGUCUAGUCAUCUGCAUAAAUUCUAACUAUUACAACUGGGGAGUGGCUGCUCCUAUGAUCCUGUCUGUGACGGCGUUCCAAAAGAACCUACCGACGAGUACAGUACAGAAGCUGGUGAAGGACAAGAUGUCCAAAAAACCUGGUCGCUGGUGGUUCUCAUGGAGACGCAGAGAAAUGGACAACAACAAGCAACAACAAUUAAAGGAGGAGCAGCUGGCACGUGUUUCCUCCCCAGUCCAAGCCACACUGGAUAACACUGACGCUGUAGGGCUCCGACAAAAAUCUCCCAGUCUUUCUCCAGAAACCAUGUCCUUCAGCCACAUGUACCGCAAAUCACUACGUCUCACUUCCAAGGAGAUAGGUAGUCUAAAUCUGCGUGAAGGAGCCAAUAAAGUGGUAUUCAGUGUUACAUCGCAAUAUCAGGGCACCUGUCGCUGUGAAGCUGCCAUCUACCUGUGGAACUGGAACGACCGGGUCAUCAUUUCGGACAUUGAUGGAACAAUCACCAAGUCUGAUGCUCUUGGCCAAAUCUUGCCUCAGUUUGGAAAAGACUGGACACACAAGGGAAUCGCCAAACUUUAUCACAAAAUACACAAAAAUGGAUACAAGUUCCUGUACUGUUCGGCGAGGGCUAUCGGCAUGGCUACCAUCACCAAAGACUACUUAAAGUGGGUCAAUGACCAAGGCACUGUUCUUCCUAAAGGCCCUGUGCUGCUGGCUCCCAGCAGCCUCUUAUCAGCACUACACAGGGAGGUGAUUGAGAAGAAGCCAGAGGUCUUUAAGAUCGCCUGCCUUAGUGACAUCAGGGAUUUGUUCGGAUCACACAAACAGCCUUUCUACGCGGCUUUCGGCAACAGGACUAAUGAUGUUUUUGCCUAUAAGAAGGUGGGAGUGUGUGAGAGUAAAAUAUUUACAGUCAACCCAAAAGGAGAGCUUACCCAAGAAAUGGAUAAAGGCAACAAGUCUUCGUAUAACCGCUUGACUGGAUUGGUCGAGCAUUUCUUCCCCGUGGUCUCUGCCGAGACAAAUAACGCUGCGAUUUUGGUCUGUCCUGAAUACAGUAGCUUCUCUUACUGGAAGGAGCCUCUGCCCAAACUGGACAUGAGCUUACUGACAUAAACCAACUUCCAAUAUUGUGUCUAAGCCCAUUGCACAUACAUGCAAAAUAGAUAUCAAUUCUCAGAUUUUCCCAGGACAACCACCUUUGAUAAGAACAUAAAGAAGUAGUUGUUGAGUUUUAAUGCUACACUCAGAUAGAUUCCAAUUAAACUAUUUCGAGUCAAAGCCACCGAAUAAUUAAUAGCUUGAGCAUUUUUAGUUUUUCAAGUUAUUUCUCCUGUCACUACAUGCUUUAAUAAUUAUAAAUCCUAUUCAACAUAUUGUCUUAUGAAUCGUAUUAAAAAUGACAGAACUCGACUUUAAAAAACACACAAAGUAAUGCCUCAAUUGUAGGAAUGACUCAGUGAUAAUUUGCCUUACUUGAACCAUCUGUGAGUGUGUGUGUGAAUUCAUUGGUCUACAUAGCAUAUGGAGUUUUAUAGCUCAUUCUACCAAGAAACCAAAAACUGCUUAAAUAUGCAUAUCAAAUUAAUCUUAAUUAUAAGAUCUGUUUGAUCUCAUUGAGUUUAUGAGUCAGUUUGUGAUUAUCUGUUACAGCUUUGAAUUUGCACUUUACUGGAGAGAACACAAUCCUUUGGACAAAAAGCAAUAUUUUAAACUCGUCCAAGACUAAAGGUCAUGCGUCAUUAGAAUUUUAUGUCAUGCAGAAGGACCAUUGAAUCCGAUUAUUGUGAUGCUAGGCUGGUCACAUUUCUUUUUCAUUGUUUCAUGCCAAGUUCGUAAUGGCACAAAUUGUACACUACACAAACGAGCAUCUGCAAGAAUCCACAUUCUUGCAGAUGCAAGAAUCCACAUCUUGCAUUGUAGAUAUGGAUUCUGGCUGUGAACUGUUAAUGGUAAUGUCAUACAUAUUUAUUAUUUAGCGUAUUUUAUUGUCCAGCUGAUCUAAAAUUGAGUAGUUUUAUUUUGUAAAUCAACAAAUGUGAAAGAAUUUUAAACAAUCUGUGUUGCGCACAUUGUAGUUGUGUACUUAUGCUUUUAGAGUAAAUAUAUUUUUACUUGCAAUAAAACUCCUUAUAAACAUGUU